Messenger RNA from Rotaria sp. Silwood1, 2901 nucleotides. The record is from the annotation of a GenBank genome assembly. Lineage: Eukaryota; Metazoa; Rotifera; Eurotatoria; Philodinida; Philodinidae.
AUGGCAGCCCCUACCGGAGCCAUAUCUGCACCAUUAGAUCCUUCAGCUCCAUCAUCGGCGGAUACAGCAGCAGCAGCAGCAGCUACUUUAUCAUCACCAAAAUCAAUGGAACAAUUAAUGAAUGAAAUCGAUCAAUUAAAAAAAGAUGUUGAUACAACAACAAAAACCUUGGAAAAAAUUGAUACUGGACGAAAAAAAGCUGCUGCUAAUCGUGAUCGUUCAGUUGAAGGUCGUACACAAAUUCGAGAUUUAAAUGAACGUCUUAUUAAUCUUCAAAAACAAAUUGAUGCAAUGACAAAAGAUUCUGAUCCAAAAUUUCCAGUAAAAAAAUUUGAUAAAACAAAAAAAUCGGCAUUAAAAACUUUAUCAAGUCUAUCAAAAGAUCUUAAUCAAGUUGAUAAACAUCUUGAAAGAGCAACUGGAACAAUACCAGCAACUACUACAUCUACAGGUGAUCUUCAACCAGCUGCAACACCAGCUGAUGGUCAACCUGUAGCUGCACCACGAGUAUCAACUGAAACUGAAAAUACAAAAGGAGUUGGAGCACUAAUGAGAAAACUUCCAUUUGGUGGUAAAAAGAAAUCAUCAUCAAAGAAAUCACAUGAUACUACGACACCAACAGCAACAGAACCUAUUCAUAAAACGGAUGAUGCAGCAGAAAAGAAGACGAAAGAUGAAGCACGAAGUGAUACUGAAGAAGAGGAGGACGAAGAGGAAGACGAGGAAGACGAAGAAGAGGAAAGUGAUGAUGAUGAUGUUGUGUCAGAUAAGAAAAAAGUACCCGAGAAAUCACCUCGAUUAUUAAAGAAAACUGAACCAAUUAUUAUAAAUCGAAAGAAAAUAGAAGUAUCUGAUGAAGAAAGUGAUCUAAGUGAAGAUGAUGAUGAAGCUCAGGAUGAUCGUCAAUUAUUAGAUGAACUUAAAAGUCAAACAUUAACAGAUGAAAAUGGUAAAGAUUUAACCGGUCAUGGUCGUCGAUCACGUUCACCUGCAACACCACGUACUAGUAAAAAAACAUUAGGAGUUAAAACCGAUCUUAUACCAUCUUCAUCACCAAAAAUUAAAAAACCAACAACAAUAAUAUCAUCACCUAUACCAACACAUAAAAAAAUACAAAGUCCAAAAGGACGUACUGAAAUUCCAAUAGUUAAAAAAAAACGAGAUGAUGAAAGUGAAGAAGAAGAAGAAGAAGAUUCUUAUUUUGAAGAAGAAGAUGAAGAAGAACUUCGACAUUUACGUGAACCAGAUGAUCAUGAAGAAUAUGUAUCUGAUCAUGAUUAUGAUGAACAAAAAGAAGAAGAAGAAGAAGAACAACCAACAUUAGUUAAUGCAUAUGUACAAGAACUUCGAACAAAUAAAUAUUUACCAGGAACACAAUUUAUUGUUAUACAAGAUUCAAUUGGUGAACAAACUGGUGAUUUAACUAUACAUAAAAAUGAUAUAUUAACACUUGUUGAACAACGUUCAGAUGAUUGGUGGUUAUUUAAAAAUAUUGAAACACAACAACAAGGUUUAGUACCAAUUAAUCUUAUUCAUUUGUUAUCUAAACAACAAAUACGACGACGAAUAAAACCAACAACAUCAGCAAUAACACUUGUUAAUGCAUUUAAAGAUAAAAAUAAUAUUCCUACUGGUUUUGUACCAUCAGAUUUAGCUGAAUUAAGUCAAAUUGAACAAUAUCAAUUAUGGCAAAAUCUUAUACCAAAAAUGACUGAAUCAAAUCUUGCUUUUACUGAUCUUCAUUGGCGUGCUGAUACCGAUAAAUUACAAGUACAUGAUGUCAUACAUCAAAAAAUUCUUACACUUAAAGAAUGUGUUAAAAUACCUCGAGUUAAAGGUGAACAGAUUCGUGUUUUGGAUCGAUGUGUUCGUGUAUGUCUGUAUGAUGGUGCUGACGUCAUUUCGAAUAUUCAUACUGUUCGAGCACUUAUUCCAUCAAAAAUUGAUGAACGAGAUUUAACUGAAGAUUGGCAUUUUGUACGUAAUGGUCCAAAUACAUUAAUUGAUGAACAACCUGAAUUACUUAUACGUUCAAAUACAUCAACUUCUGGUCAAAAUCUAAAAUUACUUAUGGAAUUAUCAUUAUGGUGUCAAUCAACAGUAACACAAGAAAAAUGUGAAAUUGCUUGUGGUUGGUCAACAGUUUCAAUUGAUGAUGAUGAACCACCAUUAAUAACAGAUACAAAAAAUUAUAAUGAACUUUUAAAAGGUGGAAAUAUAGAUGAAACAAAUAUUUUACUUGAUCCACAAUAUAAAAUUCUUAGUUCAGAUGGUAUAUCAGGUAUGAUUGAUCGUUUUAAACGAGCACGUAUUAAAUUUUCAAUUGAAUCACGUGAAAGUGAUGUUGAUUUACUUUAUGAUAAUUUACCAAUACAAUCAAUUAUUGUACCAAUUAAUAUAAUAAAACCUAUUGUUUUUUUUCGUAAUGAACUUGCAUAUCAAUUAUAUAAACGUCAACAUCCAACUAAUUUAUCAACAACACCAAUUGAUUCAAUAUUUUUAAGUACAUUUUUUCAAUCAUUAAAACAAUCUGAUCUUAUUUAUACAUUAAAUCGUUUAUAUAGUGUAAGAAAACAUCGUUAUCUUACAUCAUCAUCAAGUUUACAACAACAACGUAAAUUAUUUAUAAAUACAUAUGAAUUAUUUAUUUAUCCUCUUCUUCAAUAUCGACAAUUACCAGUAUAUGACUUUCAUGAUAAAAUAAUAUUAAUUGAACGAAAAAAUUUAAUAAAUGAUUUAAUUAAACGUUUAUUACCAAGAAAAAAACAUCCUGGAGAUGAUAUUCUUUCAUUAUUACUUGAUCCAAGUUUAACAGAUAAAUGGACACCAUUUACAACAGAUGAAAUUAGUUUUUCAUUACAAAAAUAUACUCAUGAUUUUACAAAUGAUAUUGUAGCUUAG